Molecule: messenger RNA, 3659 nt
Organism: Nerophis ophidion (straightnose pipefish)
Lineage: Eukaryota; Metazoa; Chordata; Actinopteri; Syngnathiformes; Syngnathidae
Gene: swt1
Product: SWT1 RNA endoribonuclease homolog
Exons: 17
Coding region: 158-2923 (921 amino acids)
Cellular component (GO): nucleus
Source: RefSeq, a predicted model, not a curated record
CUGCGCUUCUCCCCUAUGACCUCUAGGAUGCAGUAAUGUGACGCUCAAAGAAGACGAAACCACUUCAAACCGGCCACCGUAGAAGAAGAUGAGCAGCUGAUCUGGAUUCUUUGGACUGACCUGGUACUCUCGGAUCUGGAAAUAACCUGCAGGAAAAAUGUCUGAAAGAAAAAGAAAGCACAAGAAGUCAUCCACAGAGGAGGAGACAUCCAAAGAACACUGUAGGAGUGACGGAUCCAAAAGGAAACACAAGAGAAACAGGCACUCCAGCCGUUCUACAGAAGAAAAAGAACAUGCUGUUACCGAAACCCCGCAAAUCAAAACGGCAGUCCACGCGCUGUCUGCAAGAAUUAAAACAGAUAAGAGACACAUCUCUAAGACAUGUGUGGCCAAAUCAAAGACAAAAAGUUCCUCUGCAACAAUGCACAGCAAUUGUUCCUGUAAAAAAGAGCUUAAUAUUUCAAAGAAAGAUAAUGCUGCCAUCAGGAGUGAAAUAAAAGAAAGUAGACCCUCAAGAUUCCAGAGAAUUAGUGAUUUAGACAAAGAUGAUCAGAGAAAAGAAAAAAGGAACUCGAAGCGCAGUUCAGAUGAAAAAUCUUGCCACUCGAGUCUGCCUGGAUUGAAAAAAAAGCAUAGCAGUCCCACUUUAGUUUCGCAGGAGAAAAAGAGACAAUGCCUGGAAUUGCUGAAGAGUAAAUGUCAAGAUAUGAACAUGUCCAACACUAGAAAUGACAGCAAUACAAAGGAGGCCAAAAAACCAAGCCUGGACUUUAAAAGAAACAAGAAAGCAAAACUGAUCAAAGAGGAAUUGCUUCUUAAGGAAAAUGAGAGCGUUGAUAAAAAUGUAAAAACAUCGCUUGACUUGACCAGUCAACCGUCUUCUAUUUCAGCCAACACUAAAGUGCCCUUCAAAAUUGCUAAGCCAUCUCAUGAUCGGCCAACAGUAACAAAUUUACAUUCCACUUUUAAGAUACCAAAAAAGGUUCAACAAGUGCCCGUAGAUACCAAGACAGGUGAGAGGUCAGACGCUACAUCUACAAGCACAACUGACACAUGUCAGACCGAGCUCUCUUUCUCAGAAACCUCAGCAAGCAACCUGAAACCUCACUGCGGGGAUGUUCCUCCAGGCUUUGCAUUUGAAAGGAAAGACACAAGUCCAUCUUUUUCAAUUGUCGCCCCAAGCAGUAGCAAUGCCAUCCCUGAGCAGCAGAGUGACCAGUUUGGACUCCAGAUGCAAGUGGCGGCGGAACUUCACCUUGCCCGUUCUGAGAGGAGAUUGGAGGUGGAUAUAAUGCAGAGCUACGGAGAGCUCACCUGUAUGGACAUUGACCCCCCAGAGGAGAGCGCAACCUAUACAUUAUGCAAACAACCUGCUCAAGAAGAUGUAAUCCUUGUGCUGGACACCAACAUUCUCCUCAGUCACUUGGAUUAUGUGAAAAAGAUGAAAUAUCAUGGCUUUGGAGCUUUGGGUUUACCAAUUGUGCUGAUUCCCUGGGUGGUUCUUCAGGAGCUGGAUUCUCUAAAAAAGGGGAAAGGUCUUACAGGAUCGGUCGCUCAUUUGGCCUGUCCCGCCAUUUCCUACAUUUACAACUCUCUGAAAAGCAAAGAGAAAUACCUUUGGGGCCAGUCAAUGCAGCAGGCUGCUGAAAGUAACAACAGUCUGAUGGCUGAGAAUAAUGAUGACAAAGUGCUGCAGUGCUGCCUCCAGUACCAGAGUCUGUACCCAGGCAGUGCUCUCAUCCUGUGCACAAAUGAUAAAAAUCUAUGUAGUAAAGCUGUCCUCAGUGGUGUCAAGGCCCUGAGUAAGACUGACCUGGAGGCAGAGGUAGGGAAAGCAAGGCAAGACCAUAACCACCAACAAAGCAUUCUACUCCAGGGGCUUCCUCAAAAUGACCUCCCAAUGACCUCAACCAUGCCAGGAAAGAGUUUUACACCACCUCUUCCUUGUACUCAUGACAGAGCAAGUCUUUCUUCAAGUCUUAGGGAGAAAGAAAGCAAAAGGCAGAGUGCAGAAGAAGAAGAAGAUGAGAAAAUAAACAGAUGUGUUUCUGAGUUUGAAGACUGCCUGCAGGAGGUCCUGUCCAAUGUGCUUGAGAAGGAGAUGAAAGCUGCUUAUGAUGAUAUGUGGCAAGAAAUUGUCUACCUGAAGCCUCCCUGGACUUUUCUAGAUGUCCUCCAUUGUUUUAAAAAGCACUGGAGGGCAGUGUUUGGCUUCAUUGUCCCAAGGCCAAUGUUGCAAACAGUUUUAAAUCUCAUUGACUUCUUCAAACGAGGACAAUCAAGGGACCGUAGUUCAACACUGAGAAUCCUCCAAGAAGCUAAGGAGUUUGUAAAGGAAUUUGGGGAAAGUUCAAGCCUUGUUCCCAGGGCCCUUACUGCAAUGGACAAUAUUCUCAAUAAACUGAAACAUAAGGCUGAAUCAGUUGUCAGCAGUGAUGUUGUAAUGAAUGAGGAUGAAGAAGCCAAACAACUCCCUACCUCUCAUGCCACUCACGAUGAAGUCUGGGCCAUGUUUGAGAACAUCUGGUGUAACGUUUGUCAAAUAAGCUUGGAAGUGUUCAAAGCUUUGGCCUUUGACCCUCACACCAGACAGAGUUCUUUGCCAGUCCGAGGUCCUCCACCCCCACAGGAUGCUGUGGCUUAUCUGAGCCAAAUGUCCUCUAUGGUCUCACAGCUGCUGCAAGCCUUCAUCAGUGUUCUGUCCUCCUCUCCUGGUUUACAAGAUGUGCAAGUGCUUCUCGGCAUUAUCAAAUCCAAUAAGAUAGUGGAUUGCAGGCUGGCAGACACGGACCUCCUCAGUUGUUUUUCACAGCAAGACUACAGGGAGAAACUGCGAGUUGGAGUCAACCAGUUGACAGAGCUUAAGGAAGCCCUGGACCAUUGUCUUCAGACCACGGGUCAGCUGGUCACCAUAAACAUGUAGACCUUCUACGCCACAACCAGGCUAAACCACGUUAACGGUUUCCGCGUUCCCACUCGGGAACAGGAGUAAACCAAGGUUAGAGCUCUUCCAUUCAUCCUUCAUAUGUACCACUUAGUCCUGUGGGUGACUACAGGGAAGCUGGAGCCUAUCCCAGCUUGGGUGCAAAGUGAGUACUACCCCUCACAAUUUAACUAUUAUAUCUUCUCAAGGAAUACUACUGUAAAAGUGAGUCUUGGAUACACUUUAAAGUAGUCAGCGUACAGCUUAUAUAGCAGUAUAGAGUUGUUAUCCACUGAAAACCAGUCAACUGGUGUUUCCCACGUUGAACUGUAGCUACCCUGUACCGGCAGCACUCGUGCACAAGUAUCUUGCUAGCUAUUUAGUAAAUAUUGACUUUGUGUUGACUUAUUUUCUGUGUGUAGUAAGUCCGUAUACUGCUAUACAAGCUGUACACUGACUACUCUUCAUUUAGUGUAAUUCCUCUAGGUGUCCAUUGAGAAGAUAUACUGUAAUAAAAGGGCUGUGAGAUACUUUUUUAAAGGUUUUUCAAAGUAAAGCUUAUAUUGAAGUUGUAUUAUUUAUUUCAUGCUUCUUAGACCAUGUGAAUGUGAAAUAUCAGUUUUAUGUAUUGUAUUUUUUUACAGUUCUUUGUUGAUAAUGCUGCUGUUGCACAUGUGUUAUACCUUAAAGUAGCAUUUUAGAGCUAUUUUAUGAUUGAAAAAAACUAACUUUUUAA